CGCUGUGCGCGGUUGUCGCUGUGAGCGGAUCCACCGGGGUUCCGGCAUGCCGGGCCGGCUUCUUGUUGCCGUCUCCCGGUCGCCUCCGCACCAUGGAAUGCCUGCGUUGCCUGCCCAGGAUGCUACCCCGCGCCGUGCAGUCCCGGCGGGCACUGUGUGCGGCGCCCCUGAGCUCCGCUGUCUGCAGCGGUCGCUCGACCCCGCUGCUCUUCGGGAGCCCGAAGGCGCCGUAUUCGCCCCGCGCUGCAGGUGAUGCUCACCGGUCUAGAACUUCUGAUGCCUCUCAAGCUACUUUAGCCAGUGUGGCCCAGGUGUUUGCUGUGACAAAGUUUGACAAAGAAGGAAAUGUUACUUCUUAUGAGAGGAAGAAAACUGAGUUGUACCAUGAGUUAGCACUCCAGGCCAGAGACUUGAGGUUUCAGCAUGUGAUGAGUAUCACGACCCGGAACAACAGGAUUAUCAUAAGGAUGGAGUAUUUGAAGGCUGUGGUAACUCCAGAGUGUCUUCUGAUACUAGACUAUCGGAAUUUAAACCUGGAGCAGUGGCUGUUCCGGGAACUGCCAUCCCAACUGGCUGGAGAAGGUCAGCUUGUCACAUACCCGUUGCCGUUUGAGUUCAGAGCUAUUGAAGCACUCCUGCAGUAUUGGAUCAACACCCUUCAGGGGAAACUUAGCAUCCUGCAGCCACUGAUUCUUGAGACCCUGGAUGCAUUAGUGGACCCCAAGCAUUCCUCUGUCGACAGAAGCAAACUGCAUGUCCUACUCCAAAAUGGCAAAAGUCUCUCUGAGUUAGAAACAGACAUCAAAAUCUUCAAAGAGUCAAUUUUGGAGCUUUUGGAUGAGGAGGAGAUGCUGGAAGAACUCUGUCUAACCAAGUGGAGUGACCCACAGGUCUUUGAAAAGAGCAGUACUGGGAUUGACCAUGCAGAGGAGAUGGAGCUGCUGCUAGAAAACUACUACCGGUUAGCUGAGGACCUUUCCAAUGAGGCUCGGGAGCUUCGGGCUCUGAUUGAUGACUCGCAGAGCAUCAUCUUCAUUAAUCUAGACAGCCAUCGCAACGUGAUGAUGAGGUUAAAUCUACAGCUAACCAUGGGAACCUUCUCUCUUUCACUCUUUGGACUAAUGGGAGUUGCUUUUGGCAUGAAUUUGGAAUCUUCCCUUGAAGAGGACCACCGUGUGUUUUGGCUGAUUACAGGGAUUAUGUUUAUGGGAAGUGGCCUCAUCUGGAGGAGGUUGCUUUCCUUCCUUGGAAGACAGCUGGAAGCCCCUUUGCCCCCUAUGAUGGCCUCCUUACCUAAAAAGACCCUUCUGGCAGAUAGAAGGAUGGAAGUGAAAAACAACCUCAGGCCGGAAGGACUUGGAGCAAGCCGUUAACAGCAACUUUUUAUGCUUCUGAAGCUAUUAUCACUCUCUGGGGAAAAAAGACAACUGCUGUUUAAAUCGUGUCUGACUUAAAAUACUGUGGCAUCCACAAUACUAAAGCAUGAUUGUGUCGUCAGAAUUCUGUGAGACAAAAUGCUUCUUUGUAAAAGGUCAAAAUUCUAUGUCCUACCAGCCUUGAAUAUUGUUUUUAUGGGCUUUUUAAGGUAUAGAUUAAUUUAUUGCGAGAUAGACUUGUCUACACUGAGUGCUGUUAUACAUAUGAAGAAAAGUGCAGAUCCAUGCUAAAGGAGCCCAGGAACUUGGCAGAUCCUAUAGUCCCUGAGCUCAUGGGCUGCAGUUUUCAGACAGGGAGUCACAUUCCUAUCAACUUCUGACUUGGGGGAAGAAAACUGUUAGCUUUGCAAUGAACUCUGCAAUGUCAGCCCUUGAUAGAACCUUAUUUUUGGGUAUUUGCUCUUUUAUAUAUAAGAUAAGUAGAAGGGAAAUAUAAUUUAAUGUCAGCAUACAUGAAUUCUGGUUAAUCAAGAUGGUACUAUUUUUCUUUGGUUAUAAAUAGAGCCUUUGGAAGUAAAGUUGAAAGGAAGUGUGAUUCUCUUACAGUUUUAUAGCUGUUUUGAUCGUUGCCUUAUUCAAGAGAUUGUCAUGCUGUACUGCCCCCUCAAAGGAAAUGCAUGCAGCCAGCUACUUUAGUCUGUUUGCCUACCUCUCAAAAGUUAGCUGGUGGACUUGUUAAACAAGAGAAUAGUUACUCUAAGAAUGGUGGGAACGUUAUCUUCCCAAUCAGAAGUUUGCAUUUAAAACAAAUGAUAAAGCAGGACAUGGUUGAUCCUUCACCCAUAAUUCCAGUCCUUGAAAGGCUGCAGCAGGAGGAUUAUGAAGAUGUAGAGACCAGCCUGGGCUCAGUGAGCUCUGGGCCAGUAGAGGUUUGGAGUGAGUUGCAGGCCCACCUGGACUAUAAAGAAAGACCCUGUUUCUCAAACACCAAAUAAAUGGGAUUGGGGGUACGGCUCAUUGUUAGAGUGCCUGCCAGCAUGGACAAAGCUGUGGGGUCAACUCCCUAGUGCCGAAUAGUAAAUAACCAAGUAGUUGAUACCUGCAAGUCUGAAAGCUGCCGUCCUAAUAACAUUCUACCCACCUUUGUGUAUUUUCUAGAGGGGUCAUUGAGUUGUGUGCUAGAACAUUACAGUUAAGUGUGCUUCCAGAAGUAGAGCACUUGUAAGAUUGUAAUGAGGCCAGAGAAGCUCUUGAAGCCUACAGGGUAGGAAUAGAGGAAGUAUACCCACCACAGAUGUUGUAUGCCCAAUUACGCUAAUGCGUCCCAUAAGAAUGUCAGAUUCAUUUAUUGGGUGAUUCAGUGAUGGGAAUAAGAAUGUUAUUCCAGUAGAAAACAGAACAUUACAAAGUGAGGUCCAUUCCUGUGUGAGACUGUGAGAAGCUGGCUUUGUGUCCCAGCCAUGAUAUGCUGGAGUGUGACCCUGUGGAAACUGUAGCCGCUGAAUCCUUUGAUAGUGUCCAAGAUCAUCUUUGAUGAUGCCUGGGUUCCACAGCACCCAUCCUAAGCAGACCCAAACCUGCUAUGAUUGGUCUUACACUGUCUUUGGUUUUGCUUGACUGAGAUACAUGAAUUGAAAUCCAUUUGAUCCCAGGUCACAUAGGAUAAAAUUCAUUUAUUAGUUUAUAAGCCUAAGUAAAGUAAUUGUCUUAAUUAGUCAUGUACCUCCUAGCAGUAAUUACUUCUCCAGACAGAUAAAAGGACAGAACUGGUGGUUUGUACGUUUUUUAAGGUGGUUAGGUCAGGGACGGAAAACUGCUUUGGAAGGCUGCCAUCUUUAAGGUAACUUCUCUUGGUGACACACGCACGAUGUAGUUCUGUGCAUUGGAGGCUAUUUUGAGUUCAGGCCAGGAGGAGUGCUAGCAUUGUGUUCUUCUUGGAACCCGGGUUCGCAUUAGAUUUUGAGGCCAACCUUUCUUCCUGUCAACCCCAUCUGUGCAAACCCAUCCGUGCUCUAGCUUUGGGUUUGGAGGUACAAGCCCGAAUGCUCUUUUGACAGGGACGUGGGAUUUCAGCUUGGAAUUUCAUUUUCUACAUGAGAGGAUAAGGGCUCUGUCAAGCAGGGCACACUGUGAGUGAGCUGGACAAGAGCAUACUGGGCAGACUGUCCUUCAUCGAGGCACACCUGGAAUUCAGCAUUGCACACAUCUCUUGUAUUAUGGUGUCACCGUGCUUUGUAGUUUUGGUAAUGACCUAAGCUUAUUGAUAGAAAGCAGUAUCACAGCUGGGCAGGUGGUUUGUAUAAUUGAACAAAUUCUCUGGCGUGGGGGCUCGAAAAGGUCUCUUCAUUAAGGUUGCCAACCCCUUUAAGAGCCUCAUUGGUGGUUCCUACCUCUGAUGGGACAGGAGUGCUGGGAUCCGUGCAGAUUUUGUCCAGGAAUUGGGCCUCAUAAAGAGAAUGGAGCUGGUCCAUGCUUCCAAUAUGCUUGUGUUGCAGCCACAGUUGAGGUUUACUGUCCCGUUAUCAUAACAAGGGAAUCAUAUUUGGCAAGUAGUUUAGCAAGGCAUGGCUGGAUGCCCUCCACCAUCAGAGAUGUAGCUGCUGUGGGUUUUAUUUCCUGCAGAAUAUUGCAGAAAGAUUCACACAGCUCCUCCUGCUGUGUUAAGAUUAGGUUUAUGGUUGAAUUCAUUGAGUAGAUCUGUUUUUCCGUCUCAAAGAUCUUAGCUGUCAGAGUGUCGGUGUCAGGGCUGGUUACUGAUGCUUUCAAUGAGGUUUUAAUUACCUUGCUAAAGGGCUGAUCAAUAUCAGGGUCUGCCUUGAGGUCAAAGGCCUCAUCAAUGGACAGACAACCCCUUCUUGAGCUUCUUUGAGGAUUCACUAUCCUGAGAACUUGAUGCCAUUUUGCCCCAGGCAUCAAGGGGGACUUUAUCAGAGCUACACCAAUUCUGAAGCUGCCAAAGAUUAAGCAAUGGAAUUUUGCUUUAAUCUCCUCCCCGGUGUGAUACUUUUGACAGUUUUGUCCUUAUAUUCAGAGCCUCUGAACCAGUGUGGGCAUAGCAGAGGUCAUCCUAUGAAAUGAUCCCUCCUCGUGUUAUUCUUGACAACUGAUAGAAUAAGUACUAAAUGACUCGUGUUGACAGGCUGUUUGUGUGGCAGGGCCCAAGAGCUGCAUCAGCUUUAUUUCUUGGAAUGGCAUCACUGAAGCUACAUUCCAACUUUAGCGUGAUAACUUCAGUAACAGCCACAGAGAUGGUCUCAUGGAGGACUUGGAAUUGGGCCCAGAGACCUGAGCUCUGCAUCACAAGCCCACCCCCAAUCAUUGUAACUUUGUAGUCUGGGACAAUAAAGCACAAAGCAAUUCCUAUCUUAAAGCCUUGAAAAUGUACAGAGAGGAAGCUAGAAAACCAAAAUGUAAAUGGCUGUUGGUGUCUUGAGGUAAAAAUCUCCAAGCUAAACAGUCACAUCAGUUAGUGUUGUUUCUGUUUCUCUCUGCUUGUGUGUCUAAGCAUUGUGGGCUGAUUCUUUGAACCUCCAUCAAUGCUUGGUGGGAGGAAAUUUUAAUCUACCUGUUGAGGAUAAUACUCACUGUCGGGUGCUAAUUUUUUCUCUGUCAGGUCAAUAUUCGUCAUAGGUUGACCUUAAAAAGUGGUGUAGCACUUACUUUAUUUCUCACAGAGGGUUAAUAUGUUACAGUUGUCAAUGUGACAAUGUUACAGUUGUCCUUAUGACGAUCCUGUUGACUUGAAGAUGUUAACCAUCUCUAAAAGCUUUCAGCUAUUUCUACCUGGUGCCUGCUACCUGCUAUGUUCAGACAUUGAGCCAAAGACAAAUCCUGUGGACAGCCAUGGCCAUAUUUAGACAGGCUCUCAUCAGUUAGCAAAGCAAAAAUGCUGGCACUUUGGGGCUAGAGCGUCGGCCCAGGGUUGCAGAAACGCAUGCCUGGUGUGCACGAGGUCCUGGUUUAGCCCUGCCAUUUACAUUUGCUGAUUGGCUGUCACAGUGGCAAAGCAAUAACCCUUCUGCUGGUAGUGUUCUUCAGAUAGGUUGAACUGCCAGUUACUACCCAAGCAAAACCACAUGUCCCUGUGUGCUUUCUGCUGUUUCAGGAGGCUGUAUAGUGCACACUCAGAACGGCUAGUCUGGAGCUUGAGUCUGGGGCGAGUUUGUGAACUGUCCCUCUUUCUUUCUGCCCUGUGAGUUGUCUGAGUGGAGACAUUUCUCCUUUGAUCGCCUCUUCAUUUUCUACAGAGGGAUUCCUUUCUGAGUGGGACUUGUCACCCAUUUCCUUCUAUUUUUGAUAUAAUUUCCUAGAGUCAGAAGGAAGAGUAUCUCCCUUGGCUGAUACAGACAAGCCAGUCACUGUUAGCAGGUACAAGUGAAUUUCUCCUGAAGCCACACUGUGGGGAUGGAGCACAGAAUCUACCCUAAAAAAUGGGCCACAGCCCACUUCCACUGGGUUCCUCCCUUACAGUCACCCUGGGCUCAGGCCACACCACUCCUCCCUGCUCUGUUGAUGGGUGGGGCUGGCAGCCUAGCACAGUAAAGCCCCACCACCCUGUGAGACUCCAAACCACAGUGGGCGAGAUUCAUCAUCUGUUGGAACAGCAAGCUCCACAGACUUGCGUGAAGCACGAGAUAGCUCAGUGAACUGUGGUUGUUCUUCUCAAUCCUCCUCGAGGACGGAGCAGUAUGUGGGCCCCUUCCCCCAUGCCAUUCUCUUUUCUUCCCACAAUGUUUCCACUAUAUAUUGUACUUGAAUGUGACAAAAUGCCCAAAAUAAACAGCUUAAAAAGAGUAAAUGUUUAUUUUGGCUCCCAGUUUCAGCCAUGUUGGCUCCAGGGUGCUUGUCCCUGUUGCUUUGUUGGGGAAGAAUCAGUACAUCGUCGCAGCUGGGAAGGUGACAAGGAUUACUUCGAGUCCUGUACACUCCAAUGGCCUAACUUCCUCCAACAAGGUCCCACUCUAAAAUUUCCACCCUCCUUCAGCUGGGGACCAAGCCUCCAGCAUGGGUAUUUGGGGGGCACAUUUAAGAGGACCAGCCACCACUAACAGAUUUUUAAAAGAGCGAUUAUAUAGAGAGUAGGUAAGAGCUGACUACACCUUUCUAGGCAAGAGAGAAACGGGUGUUCAAGCAGAAGAGGAGGGUAAUUGUUACAGUCCCAAGCACAGGCAGGAAGCUCAGAGAAAACACACAGUGCCUUCUGCUUCCCAACAUCUGGUGUCUACACGUAGCUGACCAUACUUCCAGGUAACCUGGCUGUCAGUAUGUCUGUCCCAGAAGUCCCACCUGUGUCAGCCUUCACAGCUCCACUAGACGAAUACUUUGUCCACCCUGGAGAUGACUUGACCCAAAGAAAGGGGCAGAAUAGGAGAGUGGAGUCUUCAGUCUGAGCUAAGGCUGUAGACAUGAAGUGCCCCAGAGAGCCGGGCUCCCCAAGAACUUCUUCCAGCAGCAACAACCACUUGGUUCUGUAGAAGGCACAAUAUAGACAGCAUUCAUGACAUGUUCCCACCAUGAAGCAGACAUGUGCUCUGGCAAUGCAUAGGAAAGCAACGCUGCCCAGACCCCAUAGCUCCAACUUAGGUCUUUCUUGAUCUGUAAGUUCUAAAAACCACAUUUGUGGAAGAUGACCCCAGCCCCUGCCUCCUGUACAUAAAAAAAAAUGGAAAAUAUGUGUGUGCUUAUUCCAGAACAUUGAUUGCACCUAGAGUGCUGAGGACUUGAUCAGGGCUACCUUCACAUAGCAUUCCUGCUGCCUAGUGUUCCCAGGCCCAUCUUCCAGACUUAUUUCAAAAAUAUGCUGCAGGUUGUGAAAACAUUUUAGUAAUGGCAAGAGCUUCACAUUUUGCAGUUAAAUUUGAUUUGGGGAAGUUCCCAAGUUAUUUUAAAUCAUUACUGGUAAACGAAGUAUGGCUGGUCAUGCUAGCUGCUAGCAUUUUAGAGCAGGCUAUGGCAUUCAUCUUGUUGGUUUCAUUUUAGUAUGACUAACAGUCCCAAAAUGGUGAUAAUGGCAACAGUGUAUUGAGCCCUUACCCUGUGUCAUAUUCUAAGUGGAGCCCUUCCUGGCACCUCCUAAUACCCCAGUGGCAGCAAAAAAGAAAAUCUUUUCAGUAACAAAUGGUAACUUCUUUUUCCUUAUUUAUGUAAUCACUAGUUGAUGAAAUGUGCUUUUACUUUGGCUAUUCUAAAUCUCCAUUUCCUGGGCAAAGCAUGCUCCUCGCUGAAGUUAACCCUUCCCGGCUGCCUGUCAUCUCCCUAGUCUAACCAUCUCAGGUGUCCCCUCGAGGCCCAUAGGUUCUACAAGGCCUCCUAGACCUGGCCAGCAUAAACAGCCACUGUCGUUAGCUCUGGGUCAUUGUACAUUGGUGUCAAAGGUCUUGGUUGCAUUUUAUCCUUCCACAUAAGCUGUUUGUGGGAGAGAGGCUGAGUCUCACUGUUCCGUCUACCUCUCUGCUGCCCAGUGAAGCAUCACAGUUAAUGUUCUGCUGAGGCUCACCACAUGACAUGGGCAGUCUUAAGAAAAAAGCACAGAGACGGCGGCAGUGUUCCUCAGGAAUGUAUGUCUCCGGGCUGCCAGUUCCCAUGUGUCCUAGGAAGGAAACCUGUCUUGAGAGUCCUAAUUCAGGUCUCAGGGAAAGGCCACUCUGAUGUGCUCACGAAGCCUUAAUGCCCUGUUGCAGUGAGCUGGGAAAGCGAGGGCUGUUAAUAUUGACACACAUGAACUGCAGUGAGGAGGCUAACUUCUAGAGUUGCACAGUCCAGAAUUAACUGACGAACUUUCAGCCGGCCUUUAUCACCACUGCCUUUGGUCGGUGUUCUUGAUAAUAUCUUGAUCUUUUUUGAAGAUGCAUAAAAUUGUAAAUAAAAGCCCAGUGUAUCCUUUGGAGAAUCCUUCCAUUCGCUUAGUAAUUGCUGUUGCUAGUAACUAGCCCUAUUUCAUCAGACUUGUCUGUGUCGGUGAGAACUGUUGGCCACUAGAGGGCACUUUCACCAUGAGUCAGUCUCACAAGCAGGACCUUUGUCCCCAGCACCUCCCAAGCCUUGCCAGCCUGCCCUUAGGACUCCUGCACCCUAUUCUCUCUAGCCUUUAGUCCUAUGCCAGUCUCAUGGAUUGGCCUUUCCAGUGUGUCUUCAAGAGCAGUGGCUGUCUUGUCUUUGUAUUUUAUAACCUAGUGCAGUUCUAUGAUACCAAAUCCUGAAAUGAAUGAACUGUUUAGCGGUUUAGUUUGAUUUCCUUUGUUUUGAGGCAGGGUCUCAUUCUAACCCAGGCUGGCCUCAAAUGCCUACCUCAGCUUCUCAAGUGCUGGGAUUACAGGCAUGAGCUACCCACCUGGAUCUCUAGAAGUUACAUAUUAAGGUAAAUUUCUUAAUUCUAUAUUUAUUAAAAUGUAAUAUUAAAUUUAUCCUUUAAAAGUCCCUCUGCUGUGUUUCUUGCCCACAAGGAUAUUCACACAAUUAUGUAAAAAAAAAAAAAAAACGUGUAUAAGCAUUGUAAUAGUUUCAAAAAAAUGGAAGUAACAUAAUAUGGGAAUGUAAUUGACCUGAAUUAUGGAAUGUCCAGAGAAUAAAGUAUCGUGUAAGUAUUGGGAAGGA
Mesocricetus auratus (golden hamster) is the source of this 8969-nucleotide messenger RNA. RefSeq names its product magnesium transporter MRS2 (gene Mrs2). The record is from RefSeq and is a predicted model, not a curated record. Gene Ontology annotation, cellular component: mitochondrial inner membrane. Bases 93 to 1373 code for a protein of 426 amino acids. Gene Ontology annotation, molecular function: magnesium ion transmembrane transporter activity. Gene Ontology annotation, biological process: mitochondrial magnesium ion transmembrane transport. NCBI's taxonomy places the organism in Eukaryota, Metazoa, Chordata, Mammalia, Rodentia, Cricetidae. The transcript has 11 exons.